This is a messenger RNA of Limanda limanda (common dab), 4678 nucleotides long. RefSeq names its product VPS54 subunit of GARP complex (gene vps54). The transcript is spliced from 24 exons. NCBI's taxonomy places the organism in Eukaryota, Metazoa, Chordata, Actinopteri, Pleuronectiformes, Pleuronectidae. The record is from RefSeq and is a predicted model, not a curated record. Gene Ontology annotation, molecular function: syntaxin binding. Gene Ontology annotation, cellular component: GARP complex. Gene Ontology annotation, biological process: retrograde transport, endosome to Golgi; Golgi to vacuole transport. The coding region runs from base 160 to 3102 and encodes 980 amino acids.
CCGGCGGUGUCCGGUGCCGUCGUCCAGCUCGAGCUCCUCCGGUGUGUCAGUGAUGAUGAAGAGGAGAUGAAGAGGUGAUGAAGAGGUGAUGAAGAGGAGAAACCCCGGCGGCUGCUCCUCACUCCUCAGCUAGCCUCCCAGGAGGCGUGUCCCAAUGCCAUGGCGUCCAGCCACGGCUCCUCCUCAGUGCCUGGUCCCGGUGGGAGAGGUCGAGAUGGAAUCUACCACAAGGAGAGGGAUCGCUCGCCGUCCCGCCGGCGGCCGCUCCGCCCGCUGCCCGACGUCUGCCCCAAGGAACCCAGCGGUGAGGGGCGGGGCCUGUGCGAAGGCCCAUCGGUGGUGGCGGAGCACGACAGGUGGACGGUGUACAGCUCGAAGGUUAACCUCCCCGCCGCGCUGAACGACCCCCGGCUCGCCAAGCGGGAGUCCGACUUCUUCACCAAGUCCUGGGGCCUUGACUUUGCAGAAACGGAGGUGAUGCCCUCCUUCUACCUCCCCAACAUCACCAGGGAACACUUCGGCCCGUACCUGCAGGAGACGGCUCAGAGGGAAAAAAUCCACGAGCGCUGCAGGACGAUCUGUCCCAACAAGGACGACGUGGACGCCGCCUCCAGUAUCACCAGCAACCAUGAAAAGUCCAGAGCGGAGCUGGAACAAGUCCCAAAGAUCUUCAUGAAGCCAGAUUUCGCUCUGGAGGACCCGGGGGUCUUCGGCGCCGUCCUGCCCUGGUCGCACUUCACCAGUGCCGGAGGGAAGAGCAGCAGAGACGUGGCCUCCUCCAAACUGCUGCAGGAGAAGCUGAGUCACUACCUGGAUGUGGUGGAGGUGAGCAUCGCCCGACAGAUCUCCCUGCGCUCGGACGCCUUUUUUCACGCCAUGUCCUCGCAGCACGAGCUGCAGGACCAGCUGCAGGAGACCCAGAGGGCCGUUGCCAUCCUGCGGGGUCGAACCGCUGCCAUGGAUCGCAUCAUGUGCCAGGGGCCGCUGGAGGCCCUCCGCGCCGCUUUGACCCGCAACAACUGCGUGAAGCUGCACAACAAGAUGAAGCUGAUGGCGGCAGUGCAUCAGACGCAGCCCACGGUGCAGCUGCUGCUCUCCACCUCCGAGUUUGUCGGAGCGCUGGAGCUCAUCGCCACCACCAAGGAGGUCCUACAGCAGGAGCUGCAGGGAAUCCACAGCUUCAGACAUCUGGGCUCCCAGCUGUGUGAGCUGGAGAAGCUGAUUGAUAAGAUGAUGGUGGAGGACUUCAGCAUGUACGCACGCAGCGACCUGAGCCGCAGCCUGAGGGACGAGCCGCAGCUGCUGGAGAAGGUUCAAAAACCAAACGCUGACUCCCUGAAGGACCGUCUGGGCUCGCUGGUGUUCGGUCUCCUGAGACAGAGGAAGCUGGACUUUCUGGACAUUUACAGCGACGAGAUGAUCUUAGCAGCGAAGUCCAUCGUCGCUCAGUGUGUGGCAGAAAGUAUUUUCAACAUCGAAGACAUCGACACUGAAGUCGUCACUAGGCUAUUGGAGCAGAUGCGUCUGAUGACGUUCCCUCAGUGGUUUGAGCUGCUGAAAACCGUCUUUGAUAGUUUCCUUCUGUUCCUUCAGAGAAUCAAGGCGACUCUGAGCGUGAUGAGAAACGUGGUUCAGGAGGUUCUGGACUCAAACCAGAAGAGCCGGCUCCUGGAGGAGGCGAGUUCCAGUACCGAGGCUCAGGAAUCUCCCCAAGGCCCGUCGCUCCUGCAGGGGGGGGCGGAGCUAGCCUACCUCACCCACGAGGGUCUGUUCAUCAGCGACGCCCUUCACGAGGCCCAGCAGCAGCAGGCGGCAGCGCCCCAGGAUCAGAGCUCGGGGAUCCAGCAGGGCCGGGCGGAGGCAGCCGAGGCCUCAGAGAGCUUGGUCUGCCGGGAGCAGAGCCUCAUGUCCGGUGAGAACGUGAUGCCCACCGAGCUGGAGAUGAACCGUGUGAUCAACAACAUCCAGGAGCUGCUCCACACGGCGUCCGACAUCAGCCACGACCGCUGCGUCAAACUCCUCACGGCCAGAGCCAAGGAUGGCUCCCUGGAGCGUCUGAGCUCGGCAGAGUUUGUGUGUCUGUCUCAGGCGGUGGAGGCUUUCGUCCGGGACACGGAGGAGCUGUGCGGCAGGCGCAGUGUGUCCCUGCGGGGGGCGCUACAGAGCCAGGCCAACCGCUUCGUCCACCGCUUCCACGAAGAGCGCAAGACCAAACUGAGCCUCCUCCUGGACAACGAGCGCUGGAAGCAGGCGGAGGUUCCCGCCGAGUUUCAAGAUCUCGUCAACUCCAUCGCCGACGGCAGAAUAUCACUACCAGACCGCAAAACCCCAGGUCCGAACGACAGGAAACCCGCUGACUUCCUGCUCGUCAAUGGGCAGAAAUACGCUGUUGUUGGGACGGUUCUGCUGCUGAUCCGGAUCUUUCUGGAAUACUGUCAGUGUGUCAACGACAUCCCGUCCAUCACCACCGACAUGCUGACGCGUCUGUCCGACCUCCUCAAGCACUUUAACUCUCGGAGCUGUCAGCUGGUUCUGGGAGCCGGAGCGCUGCAGGUCGUCGGCCUCAAGACCAUCACCACCAAAAACCUGGCCUUAGCUUCCCGCUGCCUGCAGCUGGUGGUUCUCUACAUUCCCAUCAUCAGAACUCACUUCCAGACCAAACUGCAGCCCAAACAGUUCAGCGUCCUCAGACACUUCGACCACAUCACCAAGGACUACAACGAUCACAUCUCAGAGAUCUCAGCCAAACUGGUGGCCAUCAUGGACAGUCUGUUUGAGAAGGUUUUAUCCAAGUAUGAAGUCAAAGCCCCGAUGCCCUCAGCCUGUUUCAGAAACGUCUGUAAACAGAUGGCGAAGAUGCACGAAGCCAUCAGUGAACUUCUCCCUGAAGACCAGACUCAGAUGUUGUUCCUGAGGAUUAAUGCCAGUAUUAAAAUGCACCUGAAGAAACAACUGUCUCGACUCGGGGUCAUUAAUGAUGGAGGACCACAGCACGGGUUGGUGGUCGUGGACGUCGCCUUCUUCACGGAGAACGUUCAGGCCCUGAAGAGCCUGGAGCGGCUGGACCUGAACAUGGCUGAGAUCUGGGAGCAGAAGAGGUGAUGGAGGAUGGAGACGUCCAGGAUCCAACCCACUACCCCACCGGAGAAGAACCAGGGACCAAAAAACACAAAACUGGAGAAGGAGCCUCCUGAGCGGCUCCACCGCAAAACGCUGAAUGAUCCAUCACACGGAGCCGAGGAGCCGCUGCUGCCUCAUCGCACUCAACUGAACACUAGUAAAUUAUGAGACGUUUCGGGAGCGCCGGGGGAAAUGGAGGGUAAUUUAUUCUUUGAAAACAUUCAAUACUGUGGCAGUUUUUCUGCUGCAACGCUGGAGCUGAAGAGAUCAUUUCAUCGUGUUCUGGGUUUGAGGGAACGGAACAAUCUGAAAGAAUCCACGAGGUUCUCCAGACGUUCUCCAGACGUUCUCCAGACGUUCUCCAGACGUUCUCCAGACGUUCUCCAGUCGCUGUGGUGAAAACUGAAAACCUGCGGAUGUAAAGGAUUCUUUCAUUUUUAUACUUGAGACAAAUUAUUUUCUGGACUUUGUGUCUUUGAGGUCUGAAGGAAGCUCAACAGAGUUUAGUGAAAAGGUGAAAUUAAAGAAUUAAAUUCAGAUAAACGAGAUUCAAACUGUGAAAGAAUCAAAACCCUCAGCUACUUCCUGUCGUUACCAAAGUAAAAUGGAUUUUAAUUUGGGAAUGUAACUCUUUAAUUUCAUUUUUUCCUCUUUAAACAAAUCUUGCGUGGUGAUUCAGAGACGGUGAAGUUUAUUUUUUUUUUAUGAAUGUAGAAGAACAUGAAGCAUGAAUCUCAGCUGUCGACUCAAACUACUGUUGAUCUUCUCCCUCCUGCUGUUAUUGAACCUUCAUGAGCUUUUUGUUUCCUCACAAAUGACAGAACAGAAAAUCCGAUUUUAUUGUCUAAACGGAAUUUCCCUCUGGAAAUCUGCUGAAACCUAAAUGAUUAAAUGAACAUCUCCAUGAACCAGACGGUUUCCUCUGACGUGACAUGGAGGCGGGGCUGCGUUCAGCUUCCCGCUCCAGGUUCUCGUGGUCGACGCCGCUCAGGUUUCGCUGCUUUUUCUCACGUCACCGGAUAACAAACUAAGUGCAAACAUGGAGACGCUCUGUUCUUUCACAUCUGAUGGAACGAUCAUCGUAGACGUCAGAAUUGAUUUCAAGUCGUCAAAUGAUAGUUGUGUUGAUUGGACUUCCCUCUGAGGUUAAACACAGGAACGCCGAUGAUGCGUCGCUAACGAAAAGAAACGGAUCUGAUUUCCUGUUCCUGAGUGAAGUUUGAACUGAAACCAAAAGUCUGUUGAACUGCGGCCUCAUCACCUCGACCCAGCUUUACUUUAAUGAUCCUUCUGUCGUGUAGAAAGUUAAACGUGAAGAGAUGUGGUCGCUGCUCAGACUCCUGGUGAGGUCAUCGGGAUGUGACGCAGCUUCAGACUCAAGCUGAGAAACAAAAAGCAUCAAAUGUUCAGAAGUGCCUCCUGUCUGAGCUCCUCACUACAGUGUGCCUACCAUACCACUGUGUGUGUCUGUGUGUGUGUGUGUGAGAGAGAGAGAGAGAAUGUGUGUGUCAGCACGUCUGAGAACCCAAAAUGUCUUGAAUAAAACAGGAUAACGGAG